UGUUGUCUCUCCCCCUCAAGGUUGUUUGAGACCCUUCAGUCCCUGUUCUGGUCCAUCUUCGGCCUGCUGAACCUCUACGUGACCAACGUGAAGGCGCGCCACGAGUUCACCGAGUUCGUGGGCGCCACCAUGUUCGGGACGUACAACGUCAUCUCCCUGGUGGUGCUGCUCAACAUGCUCAUCGCCAUGAUGAACAACUCCUACCAGCUCAUCGCCGACCACGCCGACAUUGAGUGGAAGUUCGCCCGCACCAAGCUGUGGAUGAGCUACUUUGAUGAGGGGGGCACGCUGCCCCCCCCCUUCAACAUCAUCCCCAGCCCCAAGUCGGUGUGGUACCUUCUCACCUGGCUGCACCAGCGGCUCUGGGCCCGCCGCCACAACCCCAACGGAGAGUCCCACAAGUGUGGCAACCUGAGGGAGUUCACGGAGCGGCAUGCCGACAGCUUAAUCCAGAACCAACAUUAUCAGGAAGUGAUCCGUAGCCUGGUGAAGCGGUACGUGGCGGCCAUGAUACGCAGCGCGAAGACGGACGAAGGACUCACCGAGGAGAACUUUAAGGAGCUGAAGCAGGACAUCUCCAGCUUCCGCUACGAGGUCCUCGAUCUGCUCGGCAACCGCCGCCCCCCGCGGAGACACUACUCCUCCUCCAGCGAGCCAAUGAAAGACGAGGGGGCGGCGACCUCGGAGGAAGACAGCGAAUCGUGCGACGGAGGAGGAGGAGGAGGUCAGAAGACGAAGAGCGUGAGUUUCCUGGAGCCGCAGCAGGCGCAGGAGUCGGGGCAGGUCCUGUACGGGGUGUCGGCGCUGGUGCGCUCCAUCUCCGGCCUGACGGGGGGCGAGAGGGAGGGGGAGAGAGGGGGGGAGUCGGGGGAGGGGGAGGUGGAGGAGCGGGACCUGGAGGAGGGGGUGAGGUGGCGGUACGAGGAGCAGGACGAGGCCGUGCCGAAGAGCAACGGCCUAAAGACCACGCUGGGGCCCCCUCCGCCCCUGACGGUGCUCCCCUCCUCCUCCUCCACCUCCUCCACCUCCUUCUCCUCCUCCCUCUCCUCCUCGCUGGCCCACACCCGGAGCAGGCUGCAGCGCCUCACCUCCACCCGGAGCAAGACGGACUCCUUCAGCAGCCUCUCCUACCUGUUCUCCCGCGCCCAGCGCAAAGCCCCGCCCCCGGCCCGCCCGCUCCACCAAUCCCCUUCCUCCUACACCAUCUCCGACGGCCUGCUGGACGCCGACCCGGGCCUGGGCCGCGGGACCCGCAGCGAGACGCGCCUCCACGAGCUGGGCCGGCUCGACCCCUCCCUCUCCCCGCUGAGGACCAAUGGCAGGGACUCGCUGCUGACGUUGCCCCUCCCGCCGCCGUGCCCCUGCCAAUCACUGCACUGUGCUUCCAACCUAUCAGAGUCCAGCGCUCGCCUGCUGGACUCCAGCGAGGACGUGUUCCAGGGCUUGGGGGGAGGAGUCGGGAGGGGGGGGAGCGGGGGUGGGCGGGGCCUCAUGCUGAUGGGCGGGUGGGUGGGGCCUUGCGAGGACGUCGUGGACGACGGCUGUGACGUCAUGGAGGAGUCGGUCACCACCCAGCUAUAGACUAGCGAGCUACCCGAUAGCGACCCGCGGGGACACCUACCUGUAGGCUAUAGGCUACCUGGCUACACGCCGCCUAGGCUAUAGCUUGAGGCUAGCUAGGCUAUAGCACUCGGCGGCCGCGACAUGCACAGACUGUUUGGACCUCUGGGCUCCUCUCCACCGAGAGAUGGCGCGGUGAGUCACACGGAGCAAGACGAGAGAGAGGAGGGAGAAGAUGUUUUUAGAAGUGCAUGUGGUGCUGUGCGAGGCUGGUCUGACUACAUUUAGAGUUCUCUCAGCCCCUUCGUAUAGAGCAUGACCACCUGGGCACCGGGCCAGGGCCCAACACACAGGGCCCUUAUCUCCCUGUGAUCUCCUUCGACCCAUCGCUUCUCAGAGCAUGAAGAACCUCCUCCCAGACGUUAGGAUUUCUCUUCAAACUGGUUUACUGCCAGUGUUUAUUUAAUAGCAAUGAUUUAUCUUCGAACCGGUUUCAAGUGAAUGGAACUGAACAGAGUGUACCGAUCCGGUAUCUCUCUGAAUCGGGAUCCAAACCAUCGGAUAUACCUUUACUUUCCUUCGGAUCAAGAACGGAUUAGCUCCGCUAGAGACCAUAGCAUUGACAGGUUUUGAUAAUGGAAUAGAUCGUUAAGUACGUUAUGGAUUAUUGGGACUUUCCGGAAUCUUCUACAAUUGGAAAAGAAAUGCAAUGGAACCACUGAUCAGCUGACCCCAGCUUCUCUGCCUCGCUCUCUCCCCCUCGCUCGCUCGCUCUCUCGCUCCCUCUUUCACUCUCUCUCUCUCUCUCUCGCUCCCGCUCUCUCUCUCGCUCCUUAUAGGGCCAAGGAUCUGUCCUUUAUGUUAUCAACAUUUAUAGUAAUAAUAAUAAUAAUAAUAUGAAUAAUAUACUUUUUACUGGUUCUCUUUGCUUGGUGAAGAGUCGUCUGGUGUGCCAGCUUCUCGCUCUGCUCUUCCUGAAUAUGUUUCACAUAUUUUCAUGGUUAAUAAAUGUUUAUUAACGCAAUUUAAAAUGUAUUUACAUGAGGCUGUGCUGAGGGAGGGAUAGGAAGGAGGGAAGGAAUCAAUGGAGGAUGAAUGGCAGGAAGGGAGGAGAGAUAAGAGUCAAGGAGGGAGGGAAGGAGGUAGGGAGAGGGGAGAGAGGGAGGGAGAGGGGAGAGAGGUUGGGUUAGGGUUAGAGGUAGGGAGAGAGGGGGAGAGAGGGGGGAGAGGGGAGAGAGGUUGGGUUAGGGUUAGAGGUAGGGAGAGAGGGGGAGAGAGGGGAGAGAGGUUGGGUUAGGGUUAGAGGUAGGGAGAGAGGGGGGAGAGAGGGGAGAGAGGAAGGGAGAAAUAUGAAGAAAGAAAGAAGGAAGGCUAACUGAAGAGAAUGGUUGGUUAUUUUUCUAUGCGUGAACAUAUUUUCACUAGAAUGUUACUAGAGCUUUGUUUCGAUAGGCUGACCUGGCCCUCCAAAGGUUGGUCCUGAUUGGCUGAUAUUUUGACUCUGGUUUAACUCCUCUGUCAACGACACAGAAUUAUGCAUGUUUGACCCAAACCUCAGACCCCGUAGACACACUAACACACACACACACACACACACACACACACACACACACACACACACACACACACACACACACACACACACACACACACACACACACACACACACACACACACACACACACAUACUAGCUCACAGACACUAAAAACACACACUCACAUAUACGCACGCACAUGCACAAAUACGCACACACACGCACCCAUACGCACACACACACACACACACACACGUACACACACACACACACACACACACACACACACACACACACACACACACACACACACACACACACACACAAACAUACACACACUCAAAGUCAGACAGAGACGCACUCACACAAACACUCAGAAGCCUCAACUCAGGCACACAAAUAGACUCACAAACACACACACACACACACACGCACGCACAACCUCACACAUGGUCCUGUGAAGCUGGGUCGGUAGAGGUAAGGCAUAAAAAGUGUCAGGGUUAAGGGUUGAUUCCCACUGGGGACCUCAUUGCGCUGAAAGCCGCUUUGGUUAAAUGUGUUGACCAAACGUCAUUUAUAAUUCAGACCACAAACAGACCCAUUCUAUAUAUAUGUAUCGCUAUCUGUCUCUCCCCCUUCCUCACCGUGAAGAGAUGGAGAGUGAUGGAGAGAUAGAGAGAUGGAGAGAUAGAGUGAAAGAGAGAGUAGGGGCUGGAGGCCAAAUAUUUUGCCCUUUAUUCAAUGUCUCAAGAGUCUUCCUCUCAACAUCCCAUAAUAAUAGAAUCGCAUCCCCCCUUCUCCAUGUUUAACAGCAUGUUACCAACUCCCCCCCCCCUCCGUUUCUCAUCCUCUUGCUAUGAAUCUCUCACCCCUUUCUAAAUCCCUCUCUCUCUCUCCCCCUCUCUCUCCUCUCUCUCUCCCCUUUCUCUCCCCCCUCUCUCCCCUCUCUCUCCCCUCGCUCUCUCCCCUCUCUCUCCCCCCUCUCUCCCCUCUCUCUCCCCUCUCUCUCCCCUCUCUCUCCCCUCGCUCUCUCCCCUCUCUCUCCCCCCUCUCUCCCCUCUCUCUCCACCCUCUCUCCCCCUCUCUCUCCCCUCGCUCUCUCCCCUCUCUCUCCCCCCUCUCUCUAUCCCCUCUCUCCCCCCUCUCUCUCCCCUCUCUCUCCCCCUGCUCUCUCUUUCUCUCUCUGCCUAUCACUCCCGGCCCUGGAUCCACCACCACUAUCAGAAUGUCAGGCCAUGACCCUGAGACCGAGAUUGCUCUUUCAACAUCUCAUAAUUAUAAUGUCAGCGCAUCUCUCCGCUCCCAGGGUUGGGGCUAAUUGGCUCGCGUUACUAGUGUUUUUCCGCUGUCUCUUAGCAUUAGCCUCGCCCACCUUCCUUUAACUGCAUCAUUGUUAGUGUCACGACAUGCUAAUGUUAAAAAGACAACCUAGCGUGAAGAUUGUGUGAGUGAAUCACUUUGUUAACAUAUUGUCAUAGAGUAAAUCAAUUCCAACCAAUGGCAACACAAAGCGAGUGGCUUAGCUGCUCACACUCGGCCCAAUCAGAACCUCAAUAAUCAAACCAAAAUAACGUAGCUCCGGCCUAAAGUCCUGUUUCACAUGGAACUAUAUCACAAGAUCCUUAUCGGAUGGCGAUGCUGAUAAUCUUGCAAGCUAGCAUGAAGACACACAUAACUGACACACCGGGUGACACGACAUUCGCUUUAGCUGACCUUCCAUUCUAGAUCAACGCUCACAGAUUAACCUAAUUAUGUACAUAAUAACUAUGUGCUAUACUAUGUAAUAUGUACUCAAUCUCAUGUGGAACAUUAGCGUUAGAUUAGGUACCAGCAAAUGUAAAUGUUCCAACAAUCCAUUUAUUAAUUUGUAAUGUGUUUAGUUCAUUAGCUGACCUUUUAUCCAAAACGGAUUUCAGUCCAUAAAUCGGGAUUUCGGAUCAUUAAGGAGGAGGUAGCUGGGAGUCAGGCACCUGAACCACUGGACGCUUCUGUCCCAGCUAGUAAACCGUUUGAAAGGGCCCAAGUCCUCUGCUCUCCAGCCGUACGAGUGCCAGAGGAGAGGUAGACCGCGUGGACAUCAGUGGCCGUACCCAAUGCCUUUCGGCUUGGAGGCACCCAAACGCCAGCUCUGGAACUAAGAUCUAGCGUCUCUAGCUGCUCAGGAGGGGGGGAAGGCUGUCUGCACACCUCCCCUGAGAGGCGUGUGCUCGUGGGCCACUGAUUUAUCGGUCUAACCUUUAAACGAUACCAUGGAAAUGUCAGGGGAGGGGGCACGAGAGUGGCAACAGAGCUCCGACCAGAGAGCCCUCUCCUCAUACAACUAGUCUAUAACCACAGACUCUCUCCUCAUACAACUAGUCUAUAACCACAGACUCUCUCCUAAUACUAGUCUCUAACCACAGACUCUCUCCUAAUACUAGUCUCUAACCACAGAUCCUUUCUAUUUAUCAACUGAGCAGUCUAACGACAGACCACCUCUCCUGAUGUUUCAACAGAGACCACCCAUGCGUGCAUAAACAUGCACAUACACACACGUGCUUGCAUGCUAACAAACAAAUGCACAGACACACACACAAAUGCACGCACACAAACACACGUUUGCCUAUGCACUAACAUACACACAUGCACUUGCACACACAUGCACAUACAAAACACUGACACACGUGCACAACAAACGUGCAAAAAACACACACACACACACACACAUACACACUGACAAACUGACACACAAACACAGAUCUUGUGGCUAAAUCAAUACAAUGUAAUCUCGUAUGGGUCCUAUGGGGGACACACAGGGUAGGGAGGACGGUCAAUCAGAGACUAUUGAUCUGGGAUUGGAUAUUGAUCCUGUUUAUUACUGAUUGACGUGUAUAGAUCAGACACACAGCAGGUUUUUGACUUCAUACACAGGAGUGACUGCGUUUGUGUCUGUGUGUGUGUGUCAGGGAGCGUGAGUGCAGGUUAUGAACUUGAUGAACCAAUAGGGACAGAGUGAUGGAGGAAGGAGGGAGAGAAGAGAGAGAAGAGCAGAACACACUGAUGAACACAAAACCAAACAUACGCACAGCAUAAACGUCUGACAUUAUUGAUACAACAUACACACACACACGCGCGCACACAUACGGACAAAAAUAUAGACAAACACUAACACUCGCACACUUUGUACAAACACACAAUCCCAUUGAUAAUCACACACACACUGACUGACUGACACACACACACACACACACCGACUAAGAAAUACAUAUAGGGGCAGUCACAUGGUGUGGGUAAACACUGGCAUGGGAAACAGGAGAGGAGAGAGCAUUGUUGCCAUGGUUACCACUUCAUUGCCACAGUUACCGCUGUGUCAUUGUCAUCGUUACAUUGUUGUCACUGUUACGUUGUCGUUACACAUCGUAUCGCCAGGUGGAACAGACACAAGACGCUGUGCCGUCCUCACAGUUACCCUUGCACACACACACACACACACACACACACACACACACACACACACACACACACACACACACACACACACACACACACACACACACACACACACACACACACACACACACAACACACGCACAUACACACAGACAGCACCAGGGGAGGGUUGGUUACUAUGGGUACGGGUGCACUGAGCACACAGGAGUCGAAGGGCUAUCGUUUGACUUGGCUUGUCAUCAAUAUAACUAUGUACUCAAUAACACACACACACACACACACACACACACACACAUCCUUCAGGUCUCCUGUUUGUGAAGCUAAACAGGGUCUUAAGCUUUAAAUCCAUGUGUUUGUUUUGUGUGUGUAUGUGUGUGCGUGUGUGUGUGGAUAGAGUGUGCGUGUGUGAGAGCGUUACAGUGUGUGUGAGUGUGUGUGUGUGUGUGUGUGUGUGUGUGUGUACUAUAGGUCUAUGGUAUUUUUCUAGAAGCAGAUGCUAGUGCACGUUGUCUGUACUUUAAUAAAGCUUCCUUAUUAAAACCU
Messenger RNA from Gadus macrocephalus (Pacific cod), 7067 nucleotides. RefSeq names its product transient receptor potential cation channel, subfamily C, member 5a (gene trpc5a). Gene Ontology annotation, biological process: regulation of cytosolic calcium ion concentration; manganese ion transport; calcium ion transmembrane transport. The record is from RefSeq and is a predicted model, not a curated record. The annotation marks the transcript as partial. Gene Ontology annotation, cellular component: cation channel complex; membrane. Lineage: Eukaryota; Metazoa; Chordata; Actinopteri; Gadiformes; Gadidae. Gene Ontology annotation, molecular function: inositol 1,4,5 trisphosphate binding; store-operated calcium channel activity. The transcript has 7 exons.